Molecule: messenger RNA, 1206 nt
Organism: Trypanosoma theileri
Lineage: Eukaryota; Euglenozoa; Kinetoplastea; Trypanosomatida; Trypanosomatidae
Product: nuclear lim interactor-interacting factor-like protein
Exons: 1
Coding region: 1-1206 (401 amino acids)
Molecular function (GO): phosphoprotein phosphatase activity
Source: RefSeq, a predicted model, not a curated record
AUGAGUCAAGAUGCCACGUCAUUUUUCCGUGGCAUCUCUGCUAAGAUUAGUGCCGCGAAGCAGUCAUAUAAUAGUAAGAUGCGACGGGUAAAAGAAGAGGAAGAGGAGGAACCACAACAACCCAUUUCAUCACCUCUGCCAUCAUCCACAACGAUGAAGGCUGUGGCAACAUCAAGUUCAACAGCCACACGCUGUUAUAUGUCCUCAUCCGGUGCGGUAGGGAUGAAUGGUGUUUUAGGUGCUGGCAGCAGUAGUAGUAGUAGUCUUUCUCUGCAGAGUGAACAGAUAAAUGGUACGUUAAUGACACAGGUGCGACAGACGAGUGUGCCAGUGUAUCGAGAUCCCAUGACAGUGCCAGAGGAUAACGUUAGAUAUGUUAAUAGUAGGGAUGAUGAUAGUGGUGGUGAGCAGAAUAAUGCUUCUGGCGGCAAGUUUGGCAAUAACACUACCGAUAAUAAUAAUAAUAAUAAUAAUAAUAAUAAUAAUAAUAAUAAUAAUAAGAAUAGUACUGGAAAUACAACGAAACCCAAGGUUCAGCUAAAUGCUCUUAUAGAAAGAACGAGAAAGAUUCAAGGGUUACCAAAGAACACAUCACCUAUCGUUGCCAAGAAUCACGCUACGUUACUUGCACCACAGAUGCCAAGAUACCGUGGUAAAAAGACCUUAAUAUUAGACUUGGAUGAGACCCUCGUGCACAGUUCACUCUCUUGUCAACCCAAACACUAUGAUCUGGUCCUUAAUGUAAAGGUGGAGACAAAUAAUACAACUGUGUACGUUGCAUUCCGUCCGCAUUUACACGAAUUCAUGCGGGCUGUAGCCCCACUCUUUGAAGUGGUCAUCUUUACCGCAUCUGUAUCUAUUUACUGUAACCCGCUUAUGGAUGCGGUGGACCCGGAUGGUAUGUUAGGUGUACUUCGUCUCUAUCGUGAGCACUGCAGUAUGUUGAAUGGGGCCUACGUGAAGGACCUCUCACUCCUUGGACGAGACUUGGAUCAAGUGGCUAUUAUUGACAACAGCCCCGUUGCGUAUUUAUUCCAGCAGCGAAAUGCCGUUCCGAUUACAUCAUGGUUUGAUGAUGCUGAUGAUGAUGAGUUGCGGCGACUCAUUCCAAUGCUGGAGAGUCUUGCGCAGGCGCCUAAUGUGUAUUAUGUGUUGGAUCAAUACAAUGCGGUCCUUCAACUGCAACAGGAGCAGGUACGUCCAUAG